Molecule: messenger RNA, 1863 nt
Organism: Camelina sativa (false flax)
Lineage: Eukaryota; Viridiplantae; Streptophyta; Magnoliopsida; Brassicales; Brassicaceae
Source: RefSeq, a predicted model, not a curated record
AUGGGUUCACUACCGGGAAAACCAGAACCAAACCCAAAGGAGUUUGUAAACGCCAUCAUGUUGAGAAGUGGUAAGCAGCUACUAACUAAUGAGCUCAAUAGGGACAUUGAGCCUAAAGGAGGGGAGGUAGUGGUUGAGAUUGAUGAUGAAGAUGAGCUGAUAUUGAAAGAUUUGGGUAAAGAUAAAGAAGCUGAAGGAGUUGUGGUUGACAAAGGGAAGAGUAAAGUGGUUGAGGAGCCUAAGCAAGACAAAACCAUUGAUGAAAUUACCAAGAAAAGUAAAGGUGUUGCCAAAGAAACUCUUUUUGUGCCUCCACCUUAUGAACCAAGGCUGCCAUUUCCUGGAAGGUUCAAAAAGCAACAAGUGGACAAGUAUAGAGCCAUGUUUGAUGCACAAAUGAAGGAUGUUGCUAUCACAACGCCUAUCAUUGAUGCAUUCUUGUUGAACCCCUCUUACAGCAAGUUCCUCAAGGAUGCAGUUUUGGAGAAGAAGAAAGCUCUCCAAGGAAUGGUUAUCUUGACUCAUGAGUGUAGUGCUAUCAUUCAAAACAAAGUGGUGGCAAAGAAGCUUGAAGAUCCUGGUAGCUUCACUCUCCCUUGCACUCUAGGACCUUUAUCUUUUGGCCAUUGCUUAUGUGAUUUGGGGUCUAGUGUGAGUUUGAUGCCUCUCUCGGUUGCUAAGAGACUGGGUUUCACACACUACAAGAAGUGUAUGAUCACCCUAGUUCUUGCUGAUAGAUCAAUUAGGACCCCUGUUGGAGUGCUUGAAGAUCUCCCGGUGAUGAUUGGUCAUUUUGAGAUUCCAACCGACUUUGUUGUUCUUGAAAUGGAUGAGGAACCAAAGGAUCCACUCAUCUUGGGGAGACCAUUUCUAAGAACUGCUGGAACCAUGAUUGAUGUGAAAGGUGGGAAGAUUCAAUUGAAUUUGGGAAAGGAAGCUUUGACUUUUGACAUCAACCAAGUGAUGAGGAAGCCUACAAUUGGUGGUCAAGUGUUCUACAUUGAGAAGAUGGAAGCUUUGGCUGAUGAGCUUUUGGAGGAAUUGGCUAUAGAAGAUGAGCUCCAAAGCACUUUGACAGUUAAGCAAGGAGAGUUUGGGUUACUUAAGGAGGAUAGUGAGGGAUAUCAAAAGAUUCUUGACUCUCACAAGCCUUCUAAAGAUGGUGAAAGCUUCCUUGAGUUGAAAAAGCAAGUGGUGUGUUCAGUUGAGGUAAAUUCGAAUGAGGAUUGGAGUGAGCUUAAGGCACCCAAGAUUGAACUCAAACCACUCCCUAAGGGGCUAAGGUAUGCUUUCCUAGGUAAAAACUCUACUUACCCUGUCAUUAUCAAUGAGGAGCUUAGUGAACAUGAAACUGUUACUCUUCUUGGUGAAUUGAAAAAGUUUAGGAGAGCUAUUGGUUAUUCACUAGAUGACAUAAAAGGGAUUUCUGAAACUCUUUGCAUGCAUAGGAUUCAUUUAGAUGACGAAUCAAUGACUUCCAUUGAACCACAAAGAAGGUUAAACCCUAACUUAAGAGAUGUGGUGAGGAAAGAGAUUCUUAAACUCCUUGAUGCCGGUAUCAUAUAUCCCAUAUCGGAUAGUACAUGGGUUUCUCCUGUACAUGUGGUACCAAAGAAUGAUAAAGAUGAAUUGAUUCCUACAAGAACUAUAACUGGUCAUAGAAUGUGUAUUGAUUAUAGGAGACUCAAUGAUGCAUCUAGGAAAGAUCAUUUCUCUUUACCAUUCAUUGAUCAAAUGCUAGAGAGGCUUGCUAGUCAUACUCAUUAUUGCUUUCUUGAUGGGUAUUCUGGUUUCUUUCAAAUCCCCAUACAUCCAAAUGAUCAAGAAACUACUUUCACAUGUCCUUAUGGCCAUACACCAUAA